UGUUCUGUCAGUGGUCAUCAUAAUCUGUUUUUCACUUGAAUUUUCCAGCUCAAGUCAAAGCAAAGGUUCAAAAAUAGUAAAUAACUAUUAAACCGAUCCCUGGUCUUCAUUUAUUAGGCAAUUGCAUCAUGAAUUACCUAAAUAUUUCCUUAGUAUUUAUUUUUAUAUUCCAAGCUGCACAAGCAGAGUGGAACACCCAAGAUUUCUUGAAAAGGGAGCAUACCCUCAUUAGGCCCUAUUAUGGUUCAGGAAUAGAUAUUCCUUAUUGGCAGUUUACCGGGAGCACUAUAGUUACCCCAAACUAUAUCAGGUUAACUGCAGACCUGCCAAGCAAGUCUGGUGCUAUAUGGAACACUAUGCCAGUUUUUAAUGCAAACUGGGAGCUCCAAAUACAGUUCAAAGUGCACGGAACAGACAAAGAAUUAUAUGGUGAUGGCAUGGCCAUAUGGUAUACAAAAGAUAGAUUGAAAGAAGGACCUGUGUUUGGCAGCAUUGACUACUUUAAUGGUCUAGCUGUUAUGUUAGAUACUUACUCUAACCACAAUGGUCCACAUAGUCAUGGGCAUCCAUACAUAUCAGCCAUGGUAAACAAUGGGUCAAUACAUUAUGAUCAUGAUCGUGACGGCACCCAUACUCAAUUAGCUGGUUGUACUGCUAAGUUUAGGAAUGUAAAACAUGACACUCAUAUUGCUAUUCGAUAUGAAAAUGAUGUGCUUACAGUAUCAACUGAUAUCGAAAACAAAAAAGCAUGGAAUGAAUGUUUCAAGAUCGAAGGUGUUCACUUACCCACCGGGUAUUACUUAGGAUUAUCAGCCAAAACUGGAGAUUUAUCUGAUAAUCACGACGUAUUGUCUGUCAGGCUGUUUGAUCUAGACAUGCCAGGAGAUCCGAGGGUCUCAGAAGACAGAACUCACAUUAUACCAUCAGCUAGUAAGUCAGAACCGGUAAGGGACCAUGUGGAGGAUGAAAAACCUUCAAUGUCAAAGAUCACCAUUGCCAUUUUGGUUUUUUUGGUGUGCUCCAUAACGGUCGUUUGUGCAGUUGUAUGUUAUGACCAGUGCAAGGAAAAGGUGUCAAAUAAGAAGCGUUUUUAUUAAGUAAUUAUUGUAAUUUUCUAUUUUAUGGUGUACAAUUUUUAUAAGACUGUAUAGUAAUGCAAAACUCUAUUAGGUGUAAAUAAAUGGAUGUUUGUUUA
Molecule: messenger RNA, 1195 nt
Organism: Anthonomus grandis grandis
Lineage: Eukaryota; Metazoa; Arthropoda; Insecta; Coleoptera; Curculionidae
Product: vesicular integral-membrane protein VIP36
Exons: 5
Coding region: 129-1097 (322 amino acids)
Biological process (GO): endoplasmic reticulum organization; Golgi organization; endoplasmic reticulum to Golgi vesicle-mediated transport
Cellular component (GO): Golgi membrane; endoplasmic reticulum-Golgi intermediate compartment; endoplasmic reticulum membrane
Molecular function (GO): D-mannose binding
Source: RefSeq, a predicted model, not a curated record